Molecule: messenger RNA, 5858 nt
Organism: Pygocentrus nattereri (red-bellied piranha)
Lineage: Eukaryota; Metazoa; Chordata; Actinopteri; Characiformes; Serrasalmidae
Gene: iqsec3b
Product: IQ motif and Sec7 domain ArfGEF 3b
Exons: 15
Coding region: 295-3417 (1040 amino acids)
Biological process (GO): actin cytoskeleton organization; regulation of ARF protein signal transduction
Molecular function (GO): guanyl-nucleotide exchange factor activity; protein binding
Source: RefSeq, a predicted model, not a curated record
CCCCCUUAUUCCUCUGUUUUGACAUCUUCGCGUCAGCUGCGUUAGCGCGCGCUUCGAGAACGGAGGAGGAGGAGGAGGAGGAGAAGGAGGAGGAGGGAGGCUCUCUCUCCAUCAUCAUCCUCUCUCUCUUCAUCUCUCUCUCUCUCUCUUCAUCUCUCUCUCUUCAUCUCUCUCUCUCUCUCUCUCUCUCUUCAUCUCUCUCGGCUGAGCGCAUCACUCGGUGCCUCUUGCCUCCGUCGCCGCGCUCUCGGUCUCCGCUCGGUUUUCCCGCGGUUCGGUUCGCGCGCCCCCGCCAUGUCGAGCCUGCUGGAGAACCCCCUGCAGGCCGUGCUGUACCUCAAGGAGCUCACGGCGAUCGUGCAGAACCAGCAGAGCCUCAUCCAGACGCAGCGGCACCGGAUCGACGCGCUCGAGCGCAGGCUCGGGGAUCUGCUCGUGGAGAACCGGCAGCUCCGGGACGCGACGCACCGACACCCCGUGCGCCACCACCCUCCCCCGCCCCCCCGCACCUCCAGCCUGCCCCGCGCGCCCCAGCAGCACGGGACGGGUCCGGCUCAUGCCCCCUCCGCCCCGGCGCAGCAGCACCACUCACCGCAGGACAUGCAGCUCGUUCCCGCCGGCGGAAGCCCGGACUCCAGCCCCGAGGACUCGCGUGAGACGUGCUGCCGUUCGCUCGUCCCGCAGAACGCGGGCACUCUGUGCCGAGCCGUGGGCAUCCCGCGGAGCUCCGAGAGCCAAACUGUCCUGCACCAGUUUUGCUGCCCUGCCCCCGAAGCUCCUGAGGGAGAUUCCAUUGGCUGCUCCAGUUCAUUCCAUGCAAUAGAAGGAGAGACGGAGAAAAAUGAGAAGAAAGCUGCUCAGCUAAGCCCUCCUCCGUGCUCCCACACUCCGGACUAUGAGCUCUCUCCUGACCUCAAACAAAAACAGUUAGAGGAAUUGGAGCAGAAGUAUGGUGGUCCGCUCAUCUCUCGCCGUGCUGCCUGUAAGAUCCAGACAGCAUUCCGACAGUAUCAGCUCAGUAAGAACUUCCAGAAGAUCCGGAAUUCUGUGCUGGAAAGUGGAAUUCCGCGUCGCAUGUCUGUGCGCAGGGUGCGGGUGCAGAGGGACAGCUUCUCUGCUGAACGUGCACUGAUGGAGGGGUGCUCUCUCAUGGGCAUCCCACUCACACACUCCACCUCACUGCCCACAGGCACUUCAAACACACUUACACACCUGGAGGACACAUUCAACGAACAGGUGCAGUCAUUAGCACGAUCCAUAGAUGAGGCCUUGAGCAGUUGGAGUUCUGUGCGUGAUGGGGAAGUAGAGGGGGCUUCAGGGGCUCCGCCUCCCGGUCCUGCUUCAGAGGGGCUGCUGAUGGACCCCACUAGCCUUCAGGAGGCCACACAGAACACCUGUGCAGAAGGCAUUCCUCGCAGUGCCAGCAAGCUCAUGAUGGCCUUCAGAGAUGUGACCGUCCAAAUUGACAACCACAACUUCCGCCUGUCCUCCUCCGUGCUAGAGUCCGUUUCCCUAGGCAACGGCGUCUCCAAGGAAACCGGCUCUGAGCCUCCAGCAGGAGGGCAGAAUGUCAGCCAUUCAGAAUCCUCCAUCAUGGCCGAGCCUGAGUUCCCUGCCCCACCCCCGAGCGAGGAGCUAGGGCUGGACCAGCGGCCAGCGGGAGAUGAAGUAGAACCUGCUCAGGCCGGCCAGGAGAAACCACAGGCCAAUCAGAGUGUGUCUGAGGGGGCAGAAAACAGCUCAGAGCCAAUCAGCAGCAGCAGCACAUCAACUUCAGCAUGCGAGACCAUGAUCCUCUCACUGCCACGCACACACUGCCAGGACACGCACUGUGGGACCCUCUCCACAGACAUUGCACGCAAGCGCCUGUACCGCAUUGGACUCAACCUCUUCAACAUAAACCCAGACAAAGGCAUCCAGUUCCUCAUCUCCCGUGGUUUCAUCCCGGACACUCCCAUAGGCGUGGCUCACUUCCUGCUGCAGAGGAAGGGCUUAAGCCGACAGAUGAUUGGAGAGUUUCUGGGCAACAGUAAGAGGCAAUUCAACAGAGAUGUCCUAGACUGUGUGGUGGAUGAGAUGGAUUUCUCCAUGUUGGAGCUGGACGAAGCUCUGCGGAAGUUUCAGGCUCACGUGCGCGUGCAGGGAGAGGCUCAGAAGGUGGAGAGACUCAUUGAAGCAUUCAGUCAGCGCUACUGUAUGUGUAAUCCAGAUGUUGUCCAGCAGUUCCAUAACCCUGACACCAUCUUCAUCCUGGCCUUCGCCAUCGUCCUUCUCAACACUGACAUGUACAGCCCCAACAUCAAACCCGAGCGCAAGAUGCUCCUGGAGGACUUCAUCCGCAACCUCCGAGGAGUGGACGAUGGUGCGGAUAUUCCGCGGGAGAUGGUGGCUGGAAUCUAUGAACGCAUCCAGCAGAGGGAGCUGCGCUCCAAUGAGGAUCAUGUGACUUACGUCACCAGGGUGGAGCAGAGCAUUCAGGGAAUGAAGACAAUCCUAUCUGUGCCUCACCGGAGGCUGGUGUGCUGCAGUCGUCUCUAUGAAGUUACUGAUGUGAAUAAACCUCAGAAACAAGCAGCACAUCAGAGAGAAGUGUUUCUCUUCAAUGACCUUAUAGUGAUAUUGAAGCUGUGUCCCAAGAAGAAAAGUGCAGCCACAUACACGUUCUGUAAGGCCAUGGGUCUGCUGGGGAUGCAGUUCCAUCUGUUUGAAAAUGAGUAUUACCCUCAUGGCAUUACGAUCUUGUCUCCAUUCUCUUCUGAGAAGAAGCAGGUGGUGAGCUUUUGUUCUCAGAGCUCUGAGGAGCUGCUGAAGUUUGUAGAGGACCUGAGAGAGAGCAUAGCCGAGGUAGCAGAGAUGGAGCACAUACGCAUUGAAUGGGAAUUAGAGAGGCAGCAGGCAGCAAGAAAUCAGUCUGCUAAGAACAAUGGUACACAGCUGGAGAUCCACAGACCAAUCUCUCCUGCAGGGGACCAUGACUUUUUUGAGAAGACAGGAAGCAACGCAGUUGAGGUGUCAAUUCACAACAGGCUCCAAACGUACCAACUCAGCUCCCUGCUGGCUCCACCCAGCGCUCAGCCCCAGCUGGCCAUCCUGCCUAGUCCCACCCCUGGCUCCACCCUCACCAUCUCCCCCAGCACACUCAUCCAGUGCCAGCAGAUCGUCAAGGUGAUUGCGGUGGACUCAACGGGCCGUGGGCGUGUGGAGGCCUUCCUCAGUCAAAACCCCACCCAUCGUUUAAUACAAUCAGCCGUCUCUACACCGACCAGGUCACGGGAGGGUGGGGCCCAGCAGCCUCCCCUUCCCCCUCCCCCGCCUCCAUAUCACCACAAACACCAGUUCUGCCCUCCAACUCCGCCCCCUCCACAGCAUGUGCUCAGCCAGCGCAGGUACUCCAGUGGGACGCGCAGUCUGGUCUGAGUGCACGCACACACACACACACACACACACACAUAUACAGUGCAGUGCUGGGCAAAAGUCAGAAAUGACUCUUCUUUAUUUAUUUAUUUAAUUUUCAGUUUGUCAGUAUCAGGAAAAAGCAGAAAAUGACACAGAAGCCUCAACAAUUAAAUAGAUCACGUUUUUCAGUUAGUGCGUCUACCUUUUGCCUUUAUUAUGACUUCCAUUGUUUUGGGAAGCUUUUUUCAGUUUUUUUAAGAAAUCUGCAGGGAUAUUUUUCCAGACCUCCAGUGUUCAACUUCUCUCUUUGAAAGCUUUAAAUGCUGUUUAUCUGAUGGUGACUGUUGCAGUGGUCUUGGUUGUUAGGAGUCCCAUUUUCUUUAUUGCUUUUAAUAAUUUCUUGAACUCAAGUUUUGGAAACUCCUGUUUUUUCACCUAUUCUCCUUUUUUAUGCAAGUGGAUUAUCUCAUAUCAAAUCUCAGACGAAACGUCUGAAAAAAUGAACAGCUUGCACUUAAUGGCCAUUUUGACUGAACAUUAAAUAAACGAAGGGUGGUCUCCGACUUUUGUACGGUAUUGUACACACAGCUGAAUAAAUACUCCCAAGUUAACUGAUUCAUCAUUUUCAAUUCACAAAUGCGAUGAAGUCCAGUAUAUAUUCAUUCCCCACAGACACACCUUUUAUACUCCUUAAACACUUGCUGAGGGGCUCACUUCUAUAUAAAUAAGCUAGUCACAGAAUUGUUUAUCAGGGCCUCGUGGUAUGAAAAAAUAUGUAUUUUAGAUACAGAGUAGUUAGUUUUAUCAGAUGUUCUUUUUCCCUGAACUUUGAUCUCUUUAUGAGUUUCUACAGCAAUUUUUGUUGCAGUGCUGCAUUUGGACUUUAUAACCUUCAGUGUAUAGCGUGACAACUACAAGCAAUGUUAGUGUAGUCGCAAGGUUCAGAAUUUUGGUCUAAUAAGCUGAAAUCUUUAAUCUAGUCUUUGAUAAAAGUUUAAAUGACAGAACAUGUUGGUAGUGCUAUCCUACAGUGCAUUUAUAUGGAGUUAUGUACAGACUCAAAGGGUUGUAUAAUUCAUGGGACAUACUGACAGUUGGAGGCUUCCAUCCCCCACCCCCACCCCACACAUUCUAGCAUGUAAAGACUUCUUGACUACACUGCAGCUGUCAUUGCCAGCUCCUGUAAUGAAAACAUUUCAUAGUUGUUCUGACACCUCUGUAAAAUAUCAGCAAUCACCUUAUGUUCCAUAAACUUUGCCAGGCGCUGGAGAGAGCUCCUCUCUAGUGUCAGUUUCUGUACGGCGUCUAUGUAGCGUUUACUGUAAUUGGGACUGGAAUAAACCCAUUCAGUGGAAACCAGGCUUCUGAAAGAUUAUCUGAGAUCAACAUGUGUGUUUUGAAACCUUUCCGGUUUGAACUGUUUAUGAUUUUUAAUUUUGAACAAAAAAAGUUUUUACAUUCUCACUGCAAAUAUCUUUGUGUUUGGAAUUUUUCUUGUGGAUCAUGUUUGUGUUUGCCUCUUGACAUUCAUGUUUUCUGUAUUGCAUGUCAUAUAACAGUUGCAUAUGAAUAUGCAUAUAUCUAUAAUGAGCACAUGAUUCAACCAAGAGUACAGAGUAUAUUUUAGAAGUAUUACAAUAAUAAUUGUUUUUAUUUUGUUUGGUGGGGGUCAGGGAUAAUUUAUCAGGACUCAUUAUAUAUUAUAUAUUUAAUUAUAAAUUGCUAUCAAAAUAUUUUGUUUAUUUAUACAAGGAAGAUUAGCAAUGAUGUCAUCCUGUGCAUAGACACAGAAAUUACAUAGAGCAAAAAAACCCUUGAUGAACAUUCUACUUAUUCUUAUGGAUGAGGGGGUGGAUGAAUAGCUUUACUGUGAUGUUUUUUGCACAGCUGAGUUUAUUGAUUGGGGUUAUAAAUUUAUCAGAUGUAUAUGGACCUGUUGUCUUCUGUUUGGACUUUUUGCCCUUCUUGGUUCAAAACAACAGGAGUCUGGGGCUACAUUGUUGCUUUUAGAGAAUCAGCAUAGCAACGUUUUUUUGUCUUCUAAUGACUCAGAGCUGUAGAUUUUCAGGCCCUCAGGUGUCCCGGGUGAAUCUUACACAGAUGCUAGCUAAGUACCAUGAGAAUCCCAGGAUCAUUCCAACACUCCUGGGCCAUAUCCUGACUGAAGGCACACAAACUUUCCUUCUUUUACUUGUGCCCAUGUUUCUGUGGCAACCUUUCCAAAUAUGAAACUUUCAGAUAUUAAACUGCAUGUCAAGUCAGAAUAUGGCCUUUAGUCGAUCAAAUCAAUGCUGUCAUCUGUUAUUUGUUUUUGAAAAAAAAAAAGAUAUAUUUGUAUUGAGCACUGUCAUGAAAUUUUAUAUUGUAUGGACACUUGAAAAAAAACAAUUCAUGCACAAACUGUAAAUGCAAUGCCACUGAAUUUAGAGCUCAAUAUCCAUUAAAAGUGGAAUAAAAUGAAA